Molecule: messenger RNA, 4173 nt
Organism: Pongo pygmaeus (Bornean orangutan)
Lineage: Eukaryota; Metazoa; Chordata; Mammalia; Primates; Hominidae
Gene: SGTB
Product: small glutamine rich tetratricopeptide repeat co-chaperone beta
Exons: 11
Coding region: 3060-3974 (304 amino acids)
Biological process (GO): post-translational protein targeting to endoplasmic reticulum membrane
Cellular component (GO): TRC complex; membrane
Molecular function (GO): molecular adaptor activity; protein binding
Source: RefSeq, a predicted model, not a curated record
UUUUUUUUUUUUUUUGAGACGGAGUCUCGCUCUGUCGCCCAGGCUGGAGUGUAGUGGCGCAAUCUCGGCUGACUGCAAACUCCGCCUCCCGGGUUCACGCCAUUCUCCUGCCUCAGCCUCCCGAGUAGUUGGGACUACAGACGCCCGCCACCACACCCGGCUAAUUUUUUGUAUUUUCAGUAGAGACAGGGUUUCACCGUGUUAGCCAGGAGGGUCUUGAUCUCCUGACCUCGUGAUCCACCUGCCUCGGUCUCCCAAAGUGUUGGGAUUACAGGCGUGAGCCACUGUGCCCAGCCCAUGGAACACCAUUUUUACCAGAAAAAAACUACUGACAGACAAACCAGGGUUAUUCAGACUUAAGUACAUGGCAGAAAUUCUGUCAAAACUGUAACAAAGUGAGAUUGUCACUUCAAGUAAAACAACUGACAGUUUGUGUUACCAAUGAUAAAAUUCUAGCUUUCAAGUGAAAACUAGAAUUUUGGAAAAUCCUAUCUGCCACUGUGAGCUUGACAGCUUCCCAAUACUUGAAGACUUUUCUGAGUAAAUAGGAAGACAUUAAGGAAAGUGAUUGUUUGAUACUGUAUAAUGAAAUAUGUCAACAUUAGGAAGAACUGUAUAACACAGUGAACCACUAAAAUUUCCGAAGGACUUAUGCUUAAUGUUUAAAAAAACAGGCAUGUAUUCAACAUCCAUUCAAAGUGUAAGGCACAGCAUUGGAUAUUAAUGUAACAGUGUAAAAAAAGUACAUUCAUAUAGUUUCAAAUUCCACUUUGUAACUAACCUUUAAAAAGCUACCAUUUGUCAAACUUUGAUGUGAUAUCAAAGAAUAUCCAUGAUUAUCUUUAAAAAGCUAUUAAAAUAUUCUUCUUUCCAACUUCAUAUGACUGUGAGGUGGGAUUUUCUUCAUCUUAAACCAAAAUGAAACAGUGCAGCAGCUUAAAUGCAGAGACAGACUUAAGAAUCCAGUUACCUUCUAUUAUGUCACACAUUAGUUUUGCAAAAAUGCGAAACAAUGCCACUCCUAGGAUAACUGCUAUCAAAACCAGGAAAUAAGUGCUGAUGAUGAUGUGGAAAAAUUGGAAUCCUUAUGUACUGCCAAUGGGAAUGUAAAAAUGGUACAGCCACUGAAGAAAACAGUAUGGUUUCAAAAACUAAACAUAGUACUAUCCUAUGACUCAGCAAUUUUCACUUCUAGGUACAUACAGUAUCCCAAAGAGUUAAAAGCAGGGAUUCAAACAGACAUGUGCACAUUAAUGAUCAUAGUAGUAGUAUUCACAAUAGCCAAAAGGUGGAAGCAACCCAAAUGUCCAGUGACAAAUGGAUAAACAAAAUGUGGUAUAUACAUACAAUGAAAUAUUAUUCAGUUUUAAAAAGGAAAUCCCGACACAUGCUUCAACACGAAUAAACCUUAAAAACGCUAUACUAAAUAAACCAGACGCAAAAGGACAAAUAUUGUCUAAUUCCACUUAUAUAAGGGACCUGAAAUAGUCAAAUUCAUAGAGAAAAAAUAAUGGUUAACCAGGGAUUGGGGGAGGAAGUAAUGGGCAGUUAUUGUGUAAUAGGUACAGGGUUUCAGUUUGGGAUGAUGACAAGUUCUGGAAAUGGACAGUGGUGUUGGCUGUACCUCUCAAUUGUACACUUUAAAUUGUACACUUAAAAAUUAUCAAAAUGGUAAAUUGUGUUAUAUCUUACCACAAUUUUAAAAAAAGGAAAAAACCCCACAAUGUUAAUCUUCUCACUGAUGGCGGGGGGAUUGGUUUGGAAAAUAGUUAUUUUUCAUUAAAAUCAUUAUUUAUGCACGUAGCCUAUUUAUUAGUUUUGUAAAUUAACAACUACUUUAAAUUUUUUCCAGCUUUAAUGUCUAAUAUGGUAAAUAUAGACAGAUAUACCAUACAAACAGAAGCUCUUAGGUCCACGGUAAUUUUUGAAAGGUAAAGGGGUCCUGAGAAUAAAAAGUUUGAGAACUGCUCUUUUUUUUUUGAGACGGAGUCUCGCUCUGUCGCCCAGGCUAGAGUACAGUGGCGCGAUCUCGGCUCACUGUAAGCUUCGCCUCACGAGUUCACGCCAUUCUCCUGCCUCAGCCUCCCGAGUAGCUGGGACUACAGGCGCCCGCCACCACGCCCGGCUAAUUUUUUGUAUUUUUUAGUAAAGACGGGGUUUCACCGUGUUAGCCAGGAUGGUCUCGAUCUCCUGACCUCGUGAUCCGCCCGCCUGGGCCUCCCAAAGUGCUGGGAUUACAGGCGUGAGCCACAGCGCCCGGCCGAGAAUUGCUGUUAUAUGAAGAUUUAUUCCCUCUUCUCACACCUGCAUUAUGUGAAGUCUUCAUUUCUUGGUAUAACUUCAUUUGACAGCUAUAUCGAUUGCAGCCUGGAGACUAGCAAAAAACGACAGGCUGAAAUACGGUCACCAAUCACCACAUUAACUCUUUGUAAUUACCACUGUCGCCUGCCUGCUCCCUAACUCUACGGACUGAGCAACACAAAGCUCCAUCCACACAGACGAGUGGCAAUGUGCAAAAGGGAAUUGUAGAAAGCUUAAAUGCUGACAUGUUACAAAGUAGUUUUGUUGAUAGCCAGCAAGAAGCACACAUUUUCUUUAUUCUGUUGAAUCUUCAUUUGGAUUUACAGUUCUGGGCAGAUUUGGAAACGGGGAUGGUGGCAGCAUUGUUUCCGAAAACCAGCGCAUCCGUGCAAAGAAUUUAAUUCCCUCACCAUCUUGCUACUGGUCUGUUGCAGUGGGGUGUGGUUAGAGGGCUAAGAAGCAAUCCAAAACAGCAGCUCAGGCUGCCCAAAGCCGUGUCCAAGCGAUCAUUUUCUCCAUUUUGGGCCAAGUCAAUUUGCACCGGCAAGAGGCAGAAUGUUUGUUUUAUGGGAAGGAGGAAAAUAAAAAAGGAAGUUAGAGAGCAUGGACGGAAAUAAGCAACACCACCAAAGAGGUUUCAUCUCGGGUGGAUGUUAAACGAUUGGAAUGCUAAUAAUGGGCGCGAGGAGCAAACACAAUUGUUCUGAGUCCACAGCUGCGACACUUUUAAUGACAGGAAAAGUGUUUAAGCUUCUAAAAUGUCAUCUAUCAAGCACCUGGUUUAUGCAGUUAUUCGUUUCUUACGGGAACAAAGUCAGAUGGACACUUACACCUCGGAUGAACAAGAAAGUUUGGAAGUUGCGAUUCAGUGCUUGGAGACAGUUUUUAAGAUCAGCCCAGAAGAUACACACCUAGCAGUUUCACAGCCUUUGACAGAAAUGUUUACCAAUUCCUUCUGUAAGAAUGACGUUCUGCCCCUUUCAAACUCAGUGCCUGAAGAUGUGGGAAAAGCUGACCAAUUAAAAGAUGAAGGCAAUAACCACAUGAAAGAAGAAAAUUAUGCUGCUGCAGUGGAUUGUUACACACAGGCAAUAGAAUUGGAUCCCAAUAAUGCAGUUUACUAUUGCAACAGGGCUGCUGCUCAGAGCAAAUUAGGUCACUAUACAGAUGCGAUAAAGGAUUGUGAAAAAGCAAUAGCAAUUGAUUCAAAGUACAGCAAGGCCUAUGGGAGAAUGGGGCUGGCCCUCACUGCCUUGAAUAAAUUUGAAGAAGCAGUUACAAGUUAUCAAAAGGCAUUAGAUCUUGACCCUGAAAAUGAUUCCUAUAAGUCAAAUCUGAAAAUAGCAGAACAGAAGUUAAGAGAGGUAUCCAGUCCUACAGGAACUGGACUGAGCUUUGACAUGGCUAGCUUGAUAAAUAAUCCAGCCUUUAUUAGUAUGGCGGCAAGUUUAAUGCAGAACCCUCAAGUUCAACAGCUAAUGUCAGGAAUGAUGACAAAUGCCAUUGGGGGACCUGCUGCUGGAGUUGGGGGCCUAACUGACCUGUCAAGCCUCAUCCAAGCGGGACAGCAGUUUGCUCAGCAGAUACAGCAACAAAAUCCUGAACUUAUAGAGCAACUGAGAAAUCACAUCCGGAGCAGAUCAUUCAGCAGCAGCGCUGAAGAGCAUUCCUGAUUUAACCAGGGGCUCAAGCCCAAGAUACAAAUGGUUUAUGGCUAUGAAUGAAGUAUUUGUUGUAGAUAGUACCCCCUCCCUCCUUCAAAAAACCAAACACCAUAUCUGAUGUGUGAAAAUAAUGGAGGAAAACCUCUUGUGUAUAUUCUUAAAGAAUAAAUCUGUUUAGACAAUAGGUUUAUCACAAACAAACUCAAAA